Messenger RNA from Cylicocyclus nassatus, 918 nucleotides. The record is from the annotation of a GenBank genome assembly. NCBI's taxonomy places the organism in Eukaryota, Metazoa, Nematoda, Chromadorea, Rhabditida, Strongylidae.
ACUAUUUCCUUAUCGCUUUUGAUUCUAGGUUGCUUUUGUACAGCAGUCUAUUUCUUAAAGAGGUUGGGGAGUUGCUGAUUUGGUCAGUGUUUCCGCUUCAUCUUCAAAAUGAUGAAUUUUGAAGUGAGCAGCACCAAACAAAUUGGUGUGGGGCUCACCGCCUUCGGUGUGUUCUUCAUAUUUCUCGGAAUCUUGAUGUUUCUUGAUGCAGCCUUACUUGCUAUUGGAAAUCUCCUGUUCAUAGUCGGGAUCACGUUUGUGAUUGGUAUCCAACGAACUCUCGUAUUUUUCUUCGAGUAUAGAAAGCUCAAAGGGAGUGUACUAUUCUUCGGAGGCAUAUUUAUUGUGCUCUUCGGUUAUCCCCUUGUAGGGAUCGUAGUUGAGAUCUGGGGCUUUGUCCUUUUAUUCGGAGGCUUCCUUCCUGGCAUCGUGAAUCUUUUGAGGAGCAUACCUGGUAUCAGUACAAUCACCUACCUCCCUGGAAUCAAACAAAUUCUCGAUCGAUUGGCUCCUGAAUCCAGAUAUCCUGUCUAGCAUAUCAAAGUAUUUUUGGUCUACAUAAUGUGCUCAUCGCUCGACUGCGGGGUUAAGCGUAAUUCCUGGUCUGAGGACUUUUAUUUCACUGAUGUUUUUUUUCUGCAUACGUAAUUGUUUUCUCAUGGUGUAUGUGUAUAUAUUAAUUCGCUACUGCGAGGACCUAGAUAGUUUGUAUACUACUCGAGCACAUUCAGUUCAGAUGCCUCUGAAUGGAACUCCGACCUUUAUGUGUUGAUGGGUAUUCCAAGUGAUCGUAUAGUGAUUUGCGUUUCUUUUUCCGCUGUGGCGGCUUUAUCGACAUUAUUAUUCCUAUUGAAGAGAGUGCUAUGUUUGUUUUAAUUUAUUUCUCUAUUGUUUCAACCAAUAAAAGAUUGGUUCUCA